Messenger RNA from Quercus robur (English oak), 944 nucleotides. RefSeq lists its product as uncharacterized. The record is from RefSeq and is a predicted model, not a curated record. NCBI's taxonomy places the organism in Eukaryota, Viridiplantae, Streptophyta, Magnoliopsida, Fagales, Fagaceae. The transcript has a single exon. The coding region runs from base 181 to 729 and encodes 182 amino acids.
AUGAACUUUCGUGGUGUGGAACCACUAGUUCUUGGACAAGUAGACACCUACUACCGAAGACCUACUUACUAGUUAUAAUAUUCUAUUCUUUCGCAGCUUCAUCUUCGGAUCUUGAACCUUUCAGAUCUGCAAGAAGUGAGGCAUACACACUGACCCAAGAAACUACUCCCUCAGUCCAAAAUGCUGAGUGAUCGCAGCCAUGACCUUGCUGAACAGUCCCAGCUCCACAUCAAGGACAAUGGCAGCAAGCUCUUCUCUAGGCUUUUGUCCAAGGAAAACUCUGUGGCCAACCCUUCUUUCAGGGUUUACUAUGGAGGAAAUUCAGGUGCUAUUCCAUUCAUGUGGGAGUCACAACCAGGUACUCCAAAGCACACCUUUUCUGAGGCCUCUAUUCCUCCACUAGCACCACCACCUUCUUAUUAUUCCACUCCCACAUCGAAAACAAUGAAAAAGAACUCAAAGCCAAACCUUUUGUACACCCUUUUCCCUAAGGUAACUCCAAGGAAAGCCCUUGGGUCACCUUCAUCAUCAUUGUCAUCUAUGUCAUCAUCAUCGCUAUCAUCAUGGUCAUCAUCAACUUAUUCUUCAUCAUCACCUACUUCAACAUUGUGCUUUAGUGCAAAAAAGCAUAAAAGAUCAAAGGUGUUUCGAGGGUGCUAUCAAAUUUGGAACAUGAAGAACGCGUUCUUGUCCAUUGUAGGCCACGGAUCAGGCCAAGGUACUGCUUAGAAUACUCAUGUUGGAUGUUAAUCUUUUUUGGCAUCAUGUAGAAACUUUGAUCUAUAGUAUAGGGGUCUUAGUGUUACAUGUUUGGCUUCGUCGUGUUCAAUGUCAUCUCUCAUGAUCUUGCGAACGAUGUCUCCUUGAUAUUUCAUGUUUCCAAAUUUUCUAAGCUCGUUUGUUAGAUUUUUUUAUAGCUUAUUUAGCUUAUGUACAAUUUUUUA